Molecule: messenger RNA, 915 nt
Organism: Protomyces lactucae-debilis
Lineage: Eukaryota; Fungi; Ascomycota; Taphrinomycetes; Taphrinales; Protomycetaceae
Exons: 1
Coding region: 1-915 (304 amino acids)
Biological process (GO): lipid biosynthetic process
Molecular function (GO): oxidoreductase activity; iron ion binding
Source: RefSeq, a predicted model, not a curated record
AUGUCGGUCUUUGCGCGAGACGCACCGGUGCGACAAUUGUUUUCGCUCUUCCUCAUCACUUGGUUCUUUGGUAUGGUUUUGUACUUCUUCUUCUCGACGCUCUCCUACCUGUUCAUCUUUGAUCAUCGGACAUUCGAGCAUCCAAGGUAUCUCAAGAACCAAAUCCGCCUUGAAAUGGGCGUCGCAGUCGCAUCCUUACCACAAAUGGCCAUCGUCACGGCCGUCUGUUUCCUUGCAGAAGUGCGCGGCUACUCGAAAUUAUACAGGUCGGUAGACCAAUACGGCUGGGGCUACUUCAUCUUUCAAUUUCCGCUCUUCCUGCUCUUUACAGAUUCCCUCAUCUACCUCAUUCACCGCGGUUUGCACUCCAAAGCGUUGUACAAGCACCUACACAAGCCUCACCAUAGGUGGAUCAUGCCUACACCCUAUGCAUCCCAUGCAUUCCACCCAGCCGAUGGAUUCUUGCAAAGUCUGCCUUACCACAUCUUCCCCUUCAUCUUCCCACUUCACAGGUUCGCAUACAUUGCGCUCUUUUCCUUCGUCAAUAUCUGGACAGUCUUGAUCCACGAUGGCGAGUACCUCUCCAACGACCCCAUCAUCAAUGGCGCAGCAUGCCAUUCACUGCAUCAUCUCAAAUUUUCUUGCAACUAUGGACAAUUCACCACAUUGUUUGAUCGUCUAGGUGGAAGCUACGUUCCGCCCAACCCAGAGCUCUUUGACAAAGCACUCAACAAGGCAAGCUGGAAGAAACAAGCUCAAGAAGUCGAUGCGAUUCGAAAGGAGAUUGGUGAAAUUGAAGAUACACCAAAUCAACCACUCGAGGCCACCCUGAUUGAGCGGGAGAGUGUCUUUCAAGACAAGAGCAGUACGUUUACAAGUGCAAUCAAGAAGAAGGCACAGGUGGCAGGCAGAUGA